Messenger RNA from Actinia tenebrosa (Australian red waratah sea anemone), 932 nucleotides. RefSeq names its product DNA-directed RNA polymerase III subunit RPC10. Gene Ontology annotation, cellular component: RNA polymerase III complex. Gene Ontology annotation, biological process: termination of RNA polymerase III transcription; DNA-templated transcription. Gene Ontology annotation, molecular function: zinc ion binding; nucleic acid binding. Lineage: Eukaryota; Metazoa; Cnidaria; Anthozoa; Actiniaria; Actiniidae. The record is from RefSeq and is a predicted model, not a curated record.
AGCGGAUUUCAAAGACAUUUUCAAUCAAACGUUCCAUUUUGUUCUCCAGUUUAGUUCGAUUUUUUUCUGUGAAGCUCGAAAUGCUACUGUUUUGUCCAACUUGUGCUAACGUCCUUAUAGUAGAGGAAGGAUCUGGAUGUUCAUCUUAUCGCUUUGCCUGUCAAACCUGUCCAUACGUGUACAACAUCACCAAAAAGAUUUCGAACAGAAAGUAUCCAAAAUUGAAGGAAGUUGAUGAUGUUCUUGGAGGGAAAAAUGCCUGGGAAAAUGUAGAUUCAACGGAAGAGAGAUGUCCUAAGUGUGAACAUGACAGGGCCUACUUCAUGCAGAUCCAAACACGUUCUGCUGAUGAACCAAUGACAACAUUUUACAAGUGCUGCAAAUGUGGAAACAGGUGGAAAGAAUAAUGGAGAAAUUGAUGGAAAGAGAAAAAUGAAUGAGACGAAAACAAGGAAUGGAUUGAAAGAGAACAAGACUGGACCAGAAAGAAUUGCAAGGUACUGGAAAUGUCACUUAUCCAGAAAACUCCUACAGCCUUACAUGACUCUAAUGUCUCGAUAACAAAUGGUGUGAAAAUAACUUGCUUAUUUUCUUAUGUCAAUCACAUUUACAGUAGUAAAUCAAAUUUACAGUAUCUUUGAUUGACAAAGCAUGAAAAAUGUUCUAAAGGACUUUGACCUGUUUUGCUGCCGUUAGAUAUAUAGACAUUUAAAUAAUGAAUAUCAGAAUGAGAAACUGCAGUAUCUAUGACUCUGUCAGAAUGAACAUGGGUGUAAAAUGGACCAUAAAACAGAGUCUGGACAGCGAAAUGAAGAAGGGAAUGCAAGACUUAGUUUUCAUUGUAUGUAGAUAUGUUUGUACUACAUUGUAACAUGUUUUCCUCUGAAAACCUUGAUGACCAAUUUUCGAGUUAGAUGUGAAGUUUUCAAGCA